CACAGCAGUCGACUUGGUGAUACUAAUAUACUCAUAGUAAAGAUGAGAGAGUGUUUAAUGGAUUCCUACAUUGAACAGCAGAAGUGGAGGGAAGCACUGCAAGUUGCUGUUGCAUUAAAAGGGCAAUAUGAGUUAUAUUACUCAACUUAUAAUCCAUUCCUUGGGCUCCAUUGUUAUAAAAUAGCCAAACUAUUACAGCAAGUAUCAGAAGAUACAGCAGCUCUUAAAGAAUCAAUGAAGCUACUGGAUAAAGCUAUUGGUAUACUGUCAGUGACUCAUGGCUCAACUCAUCACUGUGUUGUAGAAGGAAAGAGAUUACUGUAUGAUACUGGGAUGGAACUAACUGGUAGAAAAGUACAUGUAUAAUCAUCUUAUGUAUACACAUACAACUGUAUGUGUGUGCAUUGAAAUUGGGAGUGAUUUCAGAGAGCCUGUUCUUAUAGACAUAUAUAACAUGCUUAACAAACUGCUUAGCUAUGCAUUUUUGUACUGCAUCACAAUACUGGGUGUUACCAAUCAAAGUAUCAAAUUUAUAUCACUACACGUGAGCAAGUAUCAGAAA
Molecule: messenger RNA, 562 nt
Organism: Amphimedon queenslandica
Lineage: Eukaryota; Metazoa; Porifera; Demospongiae; Haplosclerida; Niphatidae
Exons: 4
Coding region: 43-366 (107 amino acids)
Molecular function (GO): protein binding
Source: RefSeq, a predicted model, not a curated record